Molecule: messenger RNA, 728 nt
Organism: Trichosurus vulpecula (common brushtail)
Lineage: Eukaryota; Metazoa; Chordata; Mammalia; Diprotodontia; Phalangeridae
Product: fatty acid-binding protein, heart
Exons: 1
Coding region: 69-473 (134 amino acids)
Biological process (GO): fatty acid transport
Cellular component (GO): cytosol; nucleus
Molecular function (GO): fatty acid binding
Source: RefSeq, a predicted model, not a curated record
GGACCCAGCGCCUUUCAGCGCAUCCCCAGUCCAGCCCAGCCCGGCCUCGCCUCCUCUAGCCUAGCACCAUGGUAGAUGCUUUCGUUGGCACCUGGAAGCUGGUUGACAGCAAGAACUUCGAUGAGUACAUGAAGUCCCUUGGUGUUGGCUUUGCCACAAGGCAGGUGGCCAACAUGACCAAGCCCACCACCAUCAUCGAGAUCAGUGGGGACACCGUCACUCUCAAGACUCAUAGCACUUUCAAGAACACCGAGAUUUCCUUCAAGCUGGGAGUAGAGUUUGAUGAGACAACGGCUGAUGAUAGGAAGGUCAAGUCUCUUGUCACACUGGACGGAGGCAAACUUGUCCAUGUCCAGAAGUGGAACGGGCAGGAGACCACACUGAUUCGGGAGCUCCAGGAUGGAAAGCUCAUUCUGACACUAACUCAUGGCAGCGCAGUAUGCGUUAGGACCUAUGAGAAGGAAACAGCUUGAAGCCAGCCCACCUGUUCACUGUCAACUCCUCUCCCGACGGCUACCACUGAACUCAACACCAGAUUGCCUCAUUUCUGCACCUGUCCCCCUCCCCACCCCAGUGUUUUGUACCAAUUGACUCUCAUCAAGGAACCCUCCAGAAAUGGAAACAUAUGGUGCUGUCCUGGUCCUGGUUGAAGCCCAUUCUGUAUUUUUUUUUUAAACUGCAUCUGAUGGCUGGUCCCAAGCCAAUAAAGCAGAUCCCACAGUCAGUCA